CACUUCAACCCAGUUCCAACCCUUAUCGCCACUCCCAUUACCACUCCUCCACCUCACCCCACAUAUCAACAUGCCUGAAUCCCGUGAAGACUCUGUCUACCUUGCCAAACUCGCUGAGCAAGCUGAGCGUUAUGAAGAGAUGGUCGAGAACAUGAAGCGUGUUGCUUCAUCUGACCAGGAGCUGACUGUGGAGGAACGUAACUUGCUUUCCGUCGCCUACAAGAAUGUUAUUGGCGCUCGCCGCGCUUCGUGGAGAAUUGUCUCGUCAAUCGAGCAAAAGGAGGAGUCGAAGGGUAACGAGGCCCAGGUUUCAAUGAUCAAAGGUUACCGAGAGAAAAUUGAGAGCGAGCUCGCAAAAAUCUGCGAAGAUAUCCUUGACGUCCUUGACAAACAUCUCAUUCCUUCAGCCGCCUCAGGAGAGUCGAAGGUGUUUUAUCACAAGAUGAUGGGUGAUUACCACCGAUAUCUUGCUGAGUUUGCCACUGGCGAUAAGCGUAAAGACAGCGCUGAUAAGUCACUGGAGGCAUACAAGGCUGCUUCUGAUGUUGCUGUGACCGAACUCCCACCCACACACCCCAUUCGUCUCGGUCUCGCACUCAACUUCUCCGUGUUUUACUACGAGAUCCUCAACAGCCCCGAUCGCGCUUGCCAUCUUGCCAAGCAGGCUUUCGAUGAUGCCAUUGCCGAGCUCGACACAUUGUCAGAAGAGAGCUACAAGGAUUCCACCUUGAUUAUGCAACUGCUGAGAGAUAACUUGACGCUAUGGACUUCAGAUAUGCAAGACUCAGCUGACAAACCUUCAGACGGCAAGGAUGAGGCCGCUGAGGCGCCCGCAGACGAUUAAAUGCUUUUGGUCGUUUGGUUGCUUCCUUCCCUGCCUGGAUGGCGCUCACGAGCGUCACCUGCUCCUCCAUCAUCGCAUUGCAACAUCCUUGUUCUGACAUCAUACAUUCACACCUGAUACAUCAGAAUUGUCCGAAUUGCCGUCACUUUUUUAUCAGUAUCCCGUAGUUUAACUUUUUGUCAUUGAAUUCACGACUGCCUCGUACGCCU
Messenger RNA from Laccaria bicolor S238N-H82, 1053 nucleotides. RefSeq names its product 14-3-3 protein. Lineage: Eukaryota; Fungi; Basidiomycota; Agaricomycetes; Agaricales; Hydnangiaceae. The coding region runs from base 71 to 844 and encodes 257 amino acids. Gene Ontology annotation, biological process: signal transduction. The transcript has 6 exons. Gene Ontology annotation, cellular component: cytoplasm. The record is from RefSeq and is a predicted model, not a curated record.